GGAACGGCCGGAGCUGCCUGGGUGUCUCUGUCUGUAUGUGUCUCUGGGUGUCUCUGUGUGUAGUUACCGUUACCAUUUUAUUACGUGUGUGUCUUAUGUUACAGCCAUGCUGCACAUCAGCGGCCAGGGAGAGAGGAGCGGGGAGGAAAAGCCUGUUUACACAGACUGCAAACCGCCUGGGGAAUAAUGCAGUAAAGGAAGUGAGCCGGCUCUCUGUCUGACUGCUCCAACUUCCUGCUCUCACACACACCAAAAAAAAAAGAGAGAGAGAAAAAAAAGAGAGCGAGCUAGAGAGAAAGAGAGAGAGCGAGAGAGAGAAAGAAAAAAGAGGAAAAAUAUCAGGAUCUCAUUACAAGAGAAACAGACCGCUUGCAGACGCCUGUCAGCAUGGAAAACCAGGGGAUUUUACCCAGUUCCUCUUAAAAAUCACCCAGAAGAAGACUUUAAAAGCUCAGCAGACAUCUGGGUAUGGAGAGUGCAAUCACACUGUGGCAGUUCCUGUUGCAGUUACUGCUCGAUCAGAAACAUGAGCACUUGAUCUGUUGGACAUCAAAUGAUGGCGAGUUCAAGCUACUCAAAGCGGAAGAGGUGGCCAAGCUGUGGGGACUACGAAAAAAUAAAACAAAUAUGAAUUACGACAAACUGAGCAGAGCCCUCAGAUACUAUUAUGACAAGAACAUCAUCAAGAAAGUGAUCGGGCAGAAGUUCGUGUACAAGUUUGUCUCUUUUCCUGAGAUUUUGAAAAUGGAUCCCCAUGCAGUGGAAAUCAGCAGAGAAAGCCUUUUGCUGCAGGACAGCGAUUGCAAGGUGCCUCCCGAGGGAAGAGAACAGCCCAAACACAGCCUGUCCGCCCUCAAAAGCGCAAGCCGAAAUGAAUACAUCCAUUCUGGCCUGUAUUCGUCCUUCACCAUUAACUCCCUACAAAACCAACCGGAUACUUUCAAGCCAAUUAAGACGGAGAAACUGGAGGAGAAAUCCGAAGGAAGCACUCCAGUGGAAGAAGUUAGGACUGUUAUCAGGUUUGUGACAAACAAAACAGACAAGCAAGCCAUGCGGCCCCUGGUGUCGCUACCUUCCACGUCCGAGGCUGCGGCCGCCUCCGCCUUCUUGGCUUCGUCCGUCUCGGCCAAAAUAUCUUCUUUAAUGUUGCCUAAUGCUGCCAGCAUUUCUUCGCCUUCGUCGUCCUCGUCUCGCUCCCCCUCCCUGUCCCCCAACUCCCCGCUCCCUUCUGAACACAGAAGCCUCUUCCUUGAGUCCAGUUGUCAUGACUCAGAUUCUCUAGAGCCCCUGAACCUGUCCUCAGGCUCCAAGACAAAAUCUCCGUCUCUUCCCCCAAAGGCUAAGAAACCCAAAGGCCUGGAAAUCUCAGCACCCCCGCUGGUCCUUUCCAGCACGGAUAUCGGCUCGAUUGCGCUCAACAGUCCAGCCCUGCCCUCGGGAUCCCUCACUCCAGCCUUCUUCACCGCACAGACUCCAAAUGGCUUACUAUUGACGCCAAGCCCACUGCUGUCUAGCAUUCACUUCUGGAGCAGCCUUAGUCCUGUAGCUCCGUUGAGUCCUGCCAGGCUGCAAGGACCAAAUACCUUGUUUCAGUUCCCAACUCUGCUAAAUGGUCACAUACCAAUGCCGAUCUCCAGUCUGGAUAGGGCCUCUUCUCCAGGACUGCUGUCUUCAAAUGCUCAGAAAUCCUGAUGACGUCUCGCCCCAUUAAGGACUCAUUAACUGAUAUAAUAAACUCACCCCCAUGGGCUAGUAUUUCCUGUGUUAUGAGAAGGACUUUGUGAAACCCCAUAUUAUCUUGGUUUGCACUUUUCAUCACACGGAUAGUCUGGUAUUACUUUAGCAUUCUUAAACAGUGUUUAUAUGUGGACAUAUAUAAGAUCUGUUUUGCAGUAAAUGAAUUUUAAUGUUUUUAUAAGAACAUAGCCCACAAGUGUUGAACACUGUUGACAGUGAAGAACUUUUCUUAAUGGAUUUCAGUGUAUCUAAUAAGGAUGUGAAGCUUUUCCCCUUUUAAUUCUGCAUACUCUGCAUUGUGCUUAUGUACACUUAUAACCGGCUGUGCCUUCUUUUGCAUAAUGUUUAAUGUUAUGUAAAUGAUUUAUAUAUUUUCUAGUAUUAAGAGAAAAGGGUUGAAAGACAAAGCUAGUAUCAAACUGCUACGGUAGUUUUCAUUAUUUUUCACAGACAGGCAAUACGAAAGCACGGUCCUAUAACUUUGUAUUUAGUGCUUUCAAAUUGUAUACAAAUUGCCUUAUUUUUUCUUUGCUGAACUGAAAAAACAUUAAGCGUAAUGUGUUUUUUAAAGGAGUAAAUGAAGCCAUAUUUAGACAAGGGAUAUCCAUAAAAUGAAGCGUUCCGUGACGUUUCGGAUAGAAGAAAAGGUAUUCAGCAAAAACAACCGGGAAUUACCAGUACCUUUUAGUGUCAUUGGAACCAGAGACUG
Tachyglossus aculeatus (Australian echidna) is the source of this 2446-nucleotide messenger RNA. It is a transcript of the gene ELK3, whose product is annotated as ETS transcription factor ELK3. Gene Ontology annotation, molecular function: sequence-specific DNA binding; DNA-binding transcription factor activity, RNA polymerase II-specific. Lineage: Eukaryota; Metazoa; Chordata; Mammalia; Monotremata; Tachyglossidae. Gene Ontology annotation, cellular component: nucleus. Bases 469 to 1692 code for a protein of 407 amino acids. The record is from RefSeq and is a predicted model, not a curated record. The transcript is spliced from 5 exons. Gene Ontology annotation, biological process: regulation of transcription by RNA polymerase II; cell differentiation.